Messenger RNA from Chelonoidis abingdonii (Abingdon island giant tortoise), 3416 nucleotides. The record is from RefSeq and is a predicted model, not a curated record. NCBI's taxonomy places the organism in Eukaryota, Metazoa, Chordata, Testudines, Testudinidae.
CUGGCUCUGGAAGGAGGGAAGCCAGAGGGCUGGGAAGGGGCCAGACCCUCGCUGGGGUUGGACUGGAUGUUUCAAUCUUGGUUUGCGAACUUUUCUGACACCCGGGUGCCGGCAGCCGGAUGAGAGACGCGGGGAGUCAGGUGUGGACACCGCGAAGGAAGGCUGAGACCAGGACAACCCCACUAGCUCAGCCAAGGACGGAGAACUGGAGCCAGCUCUGUGUCGGGGCUCGCACUGUUCUGGCCCAGUCGUGGGGAGGAAUUUGUUUCCCCCGAGCCUUGGCAAACCAGCCUUCGAGGCACGGAUUGGCCGUGUGGAGCCUGCGCUGAUUCGGGACCGCCUGGACCAAUUCCAGCCUUGGGACAGUCCAUCAGGGCAGGGCUUCUGGCUCUGGCCCCCACCUCCCCGACCCCCCAGCUCAAUUCCAGGAUCUGGCGAUUUGGGGGGAAAUCGGAGCCGACAGCUUGUUUAGGUUGGUAGAAGAUGGGCAAGGCCUGCAGGUCCCUCCUGUGUGUGCUGGUGGCGUGCUGGAUGGGCACAGGCGCUGCCCAGUCGGACCUGCACUUCCUGGAGAACCCCUCGAACCAGACCUCAUCCCUGGGCAAGGACGUGCGGCUGCGCUGCGCUGUACAGCUGAGCCAGGAGCUGCCCGAGAUCAGCUGGCUGCGGGACGGGCAGGUGCUGGAGCUGGCCGACAGCAACCAGGUGCAGAUGCCCAUAAACGAGAAGGUCUGGCUGGCCAUCAGCGAGCUCAGCAUCCCGUCCGUGCAGCUCUCAGAUGCGGGCAGCUACCAGUGCAUCAUGUGGGUGAACGGGGAGGAGGUGCUGUCCGAUGCCGCCCACCUGGGGCUGGAAGGUCUGCCUUUCUCCUUCUUCCCGAGGAGCCCCAGGACCUGGAGAUGGCAAGCUGACACGCAUCCCUUCAAUGAGCUUGCAGCGCCGCAGAGCCCCCUGAGGCCAGUGCGGGUCAUCUGGCUGCAGAUGGGGCCCCCCCUCAACUCCCUGGUGGACCCUCUGGGCACAGGUGCCCUCCCAUGCUGCCAUAAACACGGCGGGUCCUUCAGUGGCCGCAGAAGACCCAGAGCAGUGAAGGACGUGCAGACUGACGACCCAGACGCCCUCCGGGAAUUCGAAUUGGGCCCCCGGCACCUUCAAAGCCCGGCCCUGGCACAAGGACCCUCAUUGUCUUGGCUGAUACGGACAAUAAGCUCCCGGAUCAGGAACAAGGAAGUGUGCCAGCUGGCCCCAGCCCUCCCGGACGUGGGCACCUGGCUCUGCUGCUCAGGCUGGGGGGAAAUGGCAGCAGAUGCCGAGGUGACCAGGGUGAAAAAGGAAGGGGAAAUGGGAACAUUUGGGGCACUGACGCCCCUCGCCCGGGACAGACCGGCCAGGAAAGCUGGGCUGGGGAAGCGGAGGCGGGAGUCCAGCCUGAAUAGAAGCGGCCUCGUUCUCCCGAACUGUGAAGCCCACAAUGCCAAGGGCGUGGCACCUCCCGGACCGGGCCAGAUAUCACAGGGUGCAGGGGGCCGGGCCUGCCGUGCUGUGCGGAUCAGGCCCCGGGAGCCCGUGGGCCUGGCUCCCACUGCACUGGGGGAGGGCGUGUACCCAGGCCUGAAUAGAAGCGCCUCGUUCUCCUGUGAAGCCCACAAUGCCAAGGGCGUGGCCACCUCCCGGACCGCGGCCAUCACAGUGGUCCCCCAGCGGCCGAGGAGCCUGGUGCUGGUGACUCGCAGCGCGAACGCUCUGGAGGUGGGUUGGGAGCCGGGGGCCAGCGGGGCGUCGCCGCUCAGUGUCUGCACCGUCCAGGCUGUGCGCACUGACCAGGACCUCAGCACCGUCCCCCCCGAGGCCAUGUACAACCAGAACCUCAACGUGCCGCCCUUCCACCACCUCAUCCAGGGGCUGGCGCCCUUUGCCUCCUACCACGUCCGCGUGGCCUGCCGCAGCGAGGCCGGCGCCUCCCGCUGGACCCACUGGGUGCCCAUGGAGACCCUGGAAGGGGCGCCCUGUGCCCCCCCAGAGAACGUCACAGCCUUCCAGAACGGCAGCCGGGCCACGGUGCACUGGCUGGAGCCACGCGGGCCGCUCGGCGGGAUCCUGCGUGGGUACAGGCUGGCCUAUCAGAGCCCCGGUUCGCCCGAGGUGGUAGUGGAUGUGGGGCUGACCACCGAGAAGACCCUGGAGCUGGUCUCAGAGGUGCAGAACCUGAUGGUGCGGGUGGCGUCGUACACCAGCGCCGGGGACGGGCCCUGGAGUGAUGCCGUCGUGGUCUCCCCAUCCCGUGAGGAGGCCUUUGAACCUCGAGUGGAGCAGGGCGAGCUGGUGGUCCAUUACCGUGUCCGCAAGUCGUAUAGCCGCAGGACCACGGAGGCCACGCUGAACAGCCUGGGCAUCAGUGAGGACUUGAAGGAGAAGCUGCGGGACGUGAUGGUGGAUCGGCACAAGGUGGCCCUGGGGAAGACCCUUGGUGAAGGCGAGUUCGGCUCCGUCAUGGAAGGGCAGCUCAACCAGGACGACAGCAUCCUUAAGGUGGCCGUCAAGACCAUGAAGAUCGCCAUCUGCACCCGCAGCGAGAUGGAGGAUUUCCUGAGCGAGGCCGUCUGCAUGAAGGAGUUCGACCACCCCAACGUCAUGAAGCUUCUGGGCGUGUGUCUGCAGAGCACGGAGAGCGAGGGCUACCCCUCGCCUGUCGUCAUCCUGCCCUUCAUGAAACAUGGCGACCUGCACAGCUUCCUGCUCUACUCCCGGCUGGGGGACAGCCCCCUGCCCGUAUCGGACGUCAUGCGGGAAGAGAGCGCUCGAGCGCCAGAGUGGGCCGGCGCAACGAGGGGUCUGGGAGCGUCACGUCAUGGGAGCCGAGGCGGAGAGGGCAAGUACCAGCUGAUGACCAGCUGCUGGGCCCUGCACCCCAAGGAGCGCCCCAGCUUCCAGGAGCUGCACGGGGCGCUGGAGAAGACGCUGCGGAGUCUCCCGGCUGCCCAGGGCCCCGACGAGAUCCUCUACGUCAACAUGGAGGACGGGGGGGCGGAGCAGGGCGCUGUGGGGGGGCCGGGCCCCGAGCUGCCGGCCAAGGGGCAGCUGCUCCCAAAGGGGGCCGUGGCGGCCCAGGUGCACCGGGCCGAGGGGGCGGGACGCUACGUCCUGUGCCCUGCCCCCCCCGAGAGCAGCCGGCGGCCGGGUGACCCCCCCACCUCCCCCACACCCUGCACCGCCUCCGAGGAGGGGGCCUGAGGAGGGGCUGAUCCCCAGGGGGCCCCGAUCCCCGUCUCACUGGCAGGGCUGGGCAGCCUGCUGGGAUGGCCCGGAGACCCUCCCUCUACCAGCUGCUCCCAUCUCCUGUCUGACCCCCCCACUGACUCUGGGCCCCUGUCCCCCAUCUCCUCUCUGACCCCCCAAAUCCUGGACCCCCCCAUUUG